Molecule: messenger RNA, 804 nt
Organism: Porites evermanni
Lineage: Eukaryota; Metazoa; Cnidaria; Anthozoa; Scleractinia; Poritidae
Source: the annotation of a GenBank genome assembly
AUGGCGGCUGUCGAGAGGGAAAAGAGAAACAGGCGUGCGGAGAAACGCAAAGCAGAUGAUAUGAGUCCACCGAAGAGAAACAUUGACGAAAACUCCCCUAUAAUUUUGUCAUUCAAAAAUCACCAGAGAGAACUUGACUCAAGGCACGACAAACACGAGCGCUUAGUAAAAUGCAGCCGGGAUGUGACCAUAGCAAGUAAAAGAAUCAUCUUCCUUUUACAAAGGUUCCCCGGUUGUGAAAACCCGGAACAGAUUUUGAAAGAAGCAGAUGAGAAGUUUUUAGAAGUCAAGGAAUUCCUUAAAACGAUAGCCUCGGAGUUGGAAGGCGAAGACCCGUUCUUGUUCUCACGGGCAUAUUCACCAGGCGUCCAAGAAUACAUUGAAGCUCUGUCAUUCAGUCAUUAUCUGAGACACAAGACAUUGAUUUCGUUCGAACAAGUGAAAGCUUCUUUUGAGUUCUCUAGUGAUGGGGGAAAUGAUUUGGAUCUAAACCCGUUCGACUAUAUCCUUGGAGUAGCUGAUUUGACUGGAGAAUUGAUGCGCCUUUGUAUAAACAGCGCUGCAAAGGGGGACAAAAACACCCCUUUUGAGGUGUGUUCAUUUCUUCGCGAGAUACACGAUGCAUUCACGUCAUUCGGUAACGUUUCCAGAGACCUUGCCUCGAAAGUUAGAGUUUUAAAAACAAGUAUGCAAAAAGUGGAAACUGCUUGUUAUACUUUAAAAGUGAGAGGUUCAGAAAUCCCUCAGUUUGCCUUAGCUGAGGCGCUGAAUUCUGAAGUUGUUGUUGACAGAGAUCACAACUGA